Dreissena polymorpha is the source of this 1543-nucleotide messenger RNA. RefSeq lists its product as uncharacterized. Lineage: Eukaryota; Metazoa; Mollusca; Bivalvia; Myida; Dreissenidae. The transcript has 2 exons. Gene Ontology annotation, molecular function: zinc ion binding. Bases 121 to 1293 code for a protein of 390 amino acids. The record is from RefSeq and is a predicted model, not a curated record.
UUGUUGUCACGUGACCGUCCGCCAUUAAGGAAGUGAAAACGUCUGCAAGUCUGCGACUAUCGAUAAGCACGGAAUUCAUUCAACAAACCUGAAUUUGAGAUUACAUUAAAAUCAAGCACAAUGUCAUCGAAUUCAAGUUUGUUUCAUCUUCCACCUGAUGAUAUGGAAUGGGAGAAGAACAACAGUCGAGUAUGGCCAAAACUGACAUAUGAGGACCUUGUGGACUACUUGAUCCAUGCCAAGGCCUAUGAUGGAAAGGAAAUGAAGUCUUUCAGAGCGCUUUAUGGAUACAACUAUGUGCAGAAUGGAUGGAUGGGCGAUAUCUGGUCCAUAGAAUGCAACGACAUUACAUACAUUAAAGCUACCGUAUCUCCUAGUCAGCCAGGUGUGGGCCGGAUGGACUAUAACGCAUGGAUAGCCGUUUCCAAAUAUCUGUCUGUGGAGACCGGUCACUGCAGUUGUCCAGCCGGGAAUGCUCGGUCAUGUAGCCACAUAUCUGCCAUUAUUUAUGCUAUUACCCUAGCGUGGUCUAAUGGUGUAGGUGGCGAAACCUGUACUGACAAGCAGCGUACAUGGGGGAAAGGAGCAGCUCAAGUCCUUUGUCAUGACCGGUUGGCAGACAUGACAUUUGACAGACCGAGCCAGUUCGAGUUGCUGAUGUCUACGGAUUGUAUUGGACCAAAGACCAGUGACCUUCCUCGAACGAAACAAUUUAUUGAUCACACUAACAUGAAGGAAUUUGUUGCUAGCUCUAGCGUUCAAGGUCUCUGGGAGUGCAGUGGAACAUUACUCUACAGUGUUCUUCAUGCCCCAGAAAUUUCUAAUGAAGCUGAAGAGGAAAGUCCGCAUGGCGAACACACCAUCAACUGUGUGUGCCCAGUGUCACUACCUCUAUCAUGUCCUAAGUGCCAGACUUUUUAUGAAGCAUAUGUUCAGCUGACUGACUCAUCCAAGUUAGAGAAGGCGACAAAACAGCAGAACAACAGUACCUGGACAGACAGCCGCAAGUUAAGGAUCACCAGUAGUCGAGUGAGUGAUCUGCCCAAAACAAAUAGAGCAAACCCUGAUAAAUUCAUCAACAACCACAUCUACUCUAGGUUUAAGGGGUGCGCCGCUACUCGCCAUGGGCAAAGGUAUGAACCUGUUGCACGAGCAUGGUAUGAGCGAUUGAGUGGAAAGACUGUGUCUCCUUCAGGGAUUGUUGUUUGCGAGGAAGAACCAUACCUAGCUGCAAGCCCUGAUGGGAUUUUAGAUCCUCACACCAUUGUUGAAAUCAAGUGUCCUGUUCGGUAAAUAUUCCAAAAAUCCACACUUCUUUGUUAUAUAAUUGUCACUUGCUCUGCCCCCAUACAAUGGGGAAACAUACAUAAUGAAACCAUUUGGCGCUAUUGCAAUUAAAAACUUGGCCGUGUUGUGGCUUUUGUACGUACUCCAUGUCUGUGCUCUUACUUUCAAUGAAAAUGGCCGCUGUAUAUAAAUUUCAGAGCAAUCAAUAAUGCAUGUUGUCUUGGGAAAAGAUGUAAUAAAUGACUUUGGUAACGUU